GCAAGGGUUAAAGCAUGCAGGACAGCAGUGCAGCAGUAGCAGGAACAGUAGCAGCAGCUCACUUAAAACAAAUAUGUCCACCACUGACAUGAGCAUGGGCAAGAUCAUCUUCUACGAGGACAGGAACUUCCAGGGUCGCUCCUAUGAGUGUCUGAGUGACUGUGCUGACAUGUCCUCCUACCUGAGCAGGUGCCACUCCUGCAGGGUGGAGAACGGCUGCUUUAUGGUCUAUGACCGACCCAACUACAUGGGAAACCAGUACUUCAUGAGGAAGGGCGAGUAUGCUGACUACAUGAACAUGAUGGGAUGGAGUGGUGCAAUCAGGUCUUGCCGUAUGAUCCCAAUGCACAGAGGCCAGUUUAGGAUGAGGAUUUACGAGAGGGAGAACUUUGGUGGUCAGAUGUAUGAGCUGAUGGACGACUGUGACUCCAUCAUGGACCGCUACCGUAUGUCCGACUGCAUGUCCUGCCACGUGAUGGACGGCCACUGGCUGAUGUACGAGCAGCCCCACUACAGGGGCAAGAUGAUGUAUCUGAGGCCCGGAGAGUACAGGAGCUUCAGGGAAAUGGGAUUCGGAGGCACAAGGUUCAUGAGCAUGAGGCGCAUCAUGGACAUGUGCUAAACAUGUUUAUUUCAAAAUAAAAUAUAUAUAUUAAAAGAUCUUAAUAAA
Austrofundulus limnaeus is the source of this 670-nucleotide messenger RNA. RefSeq names its product gamma-crystallin M3. Lineage: Eukaryota; Metazoa; Chordata; Actinopteri; Cyprinodontiformes; Rivulidae. Gene Ontology annotation, biological process: visual perception; lens development in camera-type eye. The transcript is spliced from 3 exons. Gene Ontology annotation, molecular function: structural constituent of eye lens. Bases 74 to 622 code for a protein of 182 amino acids. The record is from RefSeq and is a predicted model, not a curated record.